AUGCGGCGCCUGCGUGAGUCCUACCCUGGUGAACGCAUUUCUACGUGCUCUGUGAAGCGCCUGUACAAGUCCCUCUUGGAGCUGCUCCCCAUGCCUCCGGCGGCUGCGGGCGUUAGUGUGCCCAGAUCGCGCCGCAAGCUGCACCGCACCGAUGCACAGCCAACCCAGAUACUAGACUUCACUCCAGAACCUUGGUUUGCCAAGUUUCUUAUUAUCCACGGAGAAGACAAUACGAAGCCUUUGACCAAAAUAUCACCGUUUGUCGUUGCUAGGGACCUUGAGAAAAUCAUUGGAAAAUCCUACACAGCAAAGAAACUGCCGACAGGAGACAUACAAAUCGAAGUACAAACGAAACUGCAAAGCAUCACACUACUCUCCAUCAAUAGAAUCAGCGAUGUGUCAGUUACGAUUUCCGAACAUAGGACACUCAACAUCAUAAAGGGCGUAAUAUCACAACAUCAGCUUCUCGACUGUUCUAACUCUGAGGUCGAGGAAGGCCUGAAAGAUCAGGGUGUAGUAAAAACGCAGCGGAUUGUAAUUCGCCGAGACGGCAAAGAAAUCCCGACCAAACAUAUCGUACUUUCCUUUCAGCUGCACAAACUUCCGACAGACAUCAAAGCAGGAUAUAUCAACUGCCCCGUGCGACCUUGCGUUCCUAACCCACGUCGUUGCUUUAAGUGCCAACGUUUUGGGCACGGAUCGCAGGUCUGCCGGGGACGCACUACCUGCCCAAAGUGUGCCGAUACAGAUCAAAAUCAUACAGCAAAAACCUGUCAGAAUAAGAUUAAAUGUGCAAACUGCAGUGGCAAUCACCCAGUCUAUUCACGGUCCUGCCCUCAGUGGCAACAAGAAAAAGACAUCCUGAGGAUUAAAGCAACUGAAAACAUCACAUACAAAGAAGCAAAAACAAAAUUUGAGUUUGCCAAAAAAGGCGGUUAUGCGGCGGUGGUGCGUAGGGGAGCGACGCCACCGUCGAAAUCCGUAGAGACCCAGACGUCUGGGUCUUUACUCCAAGCUCCUCAAACACAACAACAGCCUGCGGAGACUUUCCCUCCGUUGGCUCCGGCUGCUCAGAUGGGCAGCCUGGAAAUCGUGACCACAACCUCUGCAGAGGUUGAUGGUGUACUCUCAGUCUGGGAUGGGCUCACUGGGAGUUCAGUCCAGACAGACACACACAACAUGGAGCUCGAUGAUGAUGACUGCAUGUCGCAGAAAUCAUCGUCAAGUCUCCCCAGUUCAUCUAACCCACGUGCUCCUUCCCAAAAGAAGGAGCAAAAAGAGAAACAAGGAGGCCGAGGUAGGGGCAAGUCCCAAGAUAAACAGAAAUUACCCCCACCAAGGGUUGUACCUCCUUAA
Molecule: messenger RNA, 1356 nt
Organism: Ornithodoros turicata
Lineage: Eukaryota; Metazoa; Arthropoda; Arachnida; Ixodida; Argasidae
Exons: 2
Coding region: 1-1356 (451 amino acids)
Source: RefSeq, a predicted model, not a curated record